Vicia villosa (hairy vetch) is the source of this 360-nucleotide messenger RNA. Its product is annotated as F-box protein SKIP19-like. Lineage: Eukaryota; Viridiplantae; Streptophyta; Magnoliopsida; Fabales; Fabaceae. The coding region runs from base 1 to 360 and encodes 119 amino acids. The record is from RefSeq and is a predicted model, not a curated record. Gene Ontology annotation, molecular function: protein binding. The transcript has a single exon.
AUGGCGUCUUCAUCUAUUCCACCAACUGAAAUAGAAAAAGAAGUAAUAGUUGAGCCAAAUUGGGUUGAACUUCCAAGAGAUGUAACGGCAAACAUCCUCCAGAGGCUAGGGACGAUUGAAUUAUUGACCAGUGCAUGUCAAGUUUGCCCCUUAUGGUGGAAUAUCUGCAAGGAUCCUCACAUGUGGCGAACCAUUAACAUGACCAAGGUCCCUUCUUCACGCUAUUAUUUUCAGGAUGAAUUGGUGAAGAUUUGUAGCAAAGCAAUUGAGCAAAGUUGUGGUCAGCUAGAAAACAUUGAUAUCUUUGAUAUUGAUUUUAUUGUAACGGAUGAUCUUCUUGCAUUCAUAGCCGACAGGUAA